AGUCGAAGGCAUUGGGAAAAAGAGAACUACUUUAUUAUGUGAACUGUGAAGUAUCGUUCAAACGGAAGCAACCUGAUCCCUAGAAUCUCUCUCUCUCUCUCGAUCGGUUCAAUUUCUCGUUAAAUGCGCAGUCUCUUCAAAAUUUGAACACUUAUCUCCUCAGCCUUUCUAUCAAAACCUUGAAGAUCCCAAUCUCGCUGUAAUCGGUAGCUCGCCGCUCUUCUUGGCCUGAUUCAGAAGCGGUGCAAUUAGAGGGUACAGAAACCGUGUUGUCAGCUGCCGUGUUCUUAUGGUUGAUGCAGUUUGACCGAGGAGAACAUUUGAGAUAGGAUGAGUGGGUUGCAUUGUGUUGCCAAAGCUAACGCUCAGAUGGCGGUGGUGACCCCGGAUGAAGAAGAGGUUUCGACCAAUCGAACACCUUCAUCUCCCUCUUGUGAGAGCUUCAGCAGCAACAGAAACAGUCUAACACUCACCACCAAGCCUUCUUCAUGGGUAACCUCCACUUUUGCAGAUAUGGAGCAAAGGAUCAAUUUACUUGGUAUGAAAAAUGUUGAAGACGACAACGUCGGGGAAACUUUUGCUGAACGUGCAGAAUUUUACUACAGUAAACGACCUCAACUGCUAGCCCUUCUCCAAGAACUGUACACUGCUUACACCACCCUAUCCGAUCGCUAUAUCCAAACCGUGGCCAAAUAUCACAACCAUCAUCACCGCAGACAAUCGUCUCUUGCUUCAACCCUCGACUCUUUUGAUGGAGCAGAAUAUUUGGGGAAUAGUCAGAUUGAGUCUGAUGCAGAGAGCUCUCUCUCCUAUCAGCAAGUAUGUGUAACACCAGCUAAAAACAAUGCUUUAGUAGACAAUGAUGCUUUUAUUGCUGAGCUCGUCAUCAAGAAUGUGGAGUACGACAUUCUUAUAAAUGAGGUAAGCAUCUUGGAAAGGCAAUGCUGUGAUUCGUCAAGGAAGAUCGAGCUUCAGAAGAGUUUGCUUGAGGUCCUGGAGUCUGAGAGGCUGAUACUACUGAAUGAAAAUGCAAGAUUGGGAUACAGGGUGGAUUCCUUGAUGGAGGAAAAUAAAGGCCUGGUAGCAGAGUCUGUUUUCAUGAAGCGAAAGGCAGGUGAGAUGGCACGAUGUAUGCUGAAGCUGCGAGAUGAUCACAGGGUUUACCUGCUUAACCAAAAAAUCGAAGAUCUUCAGGGACAGAUUUAUGGGCUGGAGAAAAGGAACAAGGAGUACUAUGAGCAGCUCGUGAAGAAGGAUAAAACAAUGGUGGAGAGGAGAUGCAACAGUAAGCACAAAGACCAGCAUGGGAACGAGGUAACCUUGGAGGCAUGCUUUCAAAUUGGAAAAGUUAGAUCGAAGAGGGAUGGUCGUGGUUUCAACCACAGUGGCAAUGCCAAAAGAAGUGACAGUGGGAGGAAGGUGUACAGAUGGUGGGCGAAGGUGAAGAGCAUGGACAUGUUUUUAUGUGGUCACAGUACCAACCCUACUUGAUAAUUCCUUUUGCCUUUUUGAAUUGGGUUGGGAAAAAGCCAUCCCUAGGUAGAUAUUUUGUAGCAGCAGUAUAAAUAACUUAGUCAAAGUAAUCUUUGUUAGUGACUUAGUAUCUGUGGCAUUGGACAUAGAACACUAGUCUUACAAGGCAGUAUGAAAUAGUUUAAGCUCUCUCAUUUUCUGAUUCACCUAA
Molecule: messenger RNA, 1684 nt
Organism: Momordica charantia (bitter melon)
Lineage: Eukaryota; Viridiplantae; Streptophyta; Magnoliopsida; Cucurbitales; Cucurbitaceae
Product: kinase-interacting family protein
Molecular function (GO): actin binding
Source: RefSeq, a predicted model, not a curated record